GUCUACCAUCUACGUAAAUCUCAGGAGCAUUGUCUUAUUAUUCGUCACACCAUUCCGACCUCGUUCAAAUAGGGCAGUUAUACAUGUACUUGGAUGUCUGUCCAACCCAUAGCAAAGCCCAUAACUCCGACUCCGAAGAAGAUCAACAGUUGCGAUGCCUGUCGCUCUAGGAAGGUCCGGUGUGAACGACUCUUUCAGACAGAGGCACCACGACCUGGACCGUCGGUAGGUCAGCCGUCUCUACCGCCAUGUCGGCAAUGCGCCGAUUUGGGCAUUGAAUGUACUACCACCUGGCGACCUAAGAGGCGCGGACCCCCAAACGAAUAUUUAAAGAAGCUCAUGGCUUCCGAUACAGAUAGUCAAUCGCAUCCGGUCCCCGUCCCCGUACCGAUGACCACCAUACCCUCUCUCCCCGACAGCGCCUCUUUAUCGCCAGUAUUGCAUUCUCCCUUAAACCGCUACAUCCCAGUUUCCCCACUUUCAGCCCGGCCGACCAGCCACCAACCCCAUUCGCUGGAAGAUAUCAUUGAAAGAAAUGUGGCGAUGUCCAUAUUUGCGCUCUUCUUCGACUAUGUACAUCCCUUGACGCCCUGCCUUCAUCGACCCACAUUUCUAAUGGAGGUACAAACUAUGAGAGACGAGAAAGAGCCGGUGUUCUUGGCUUUGGUGUUGAGCGUGUUAGCCUCUGCCAUGGUCCAGAUACCCAAACCCUUGUUGCCCACUAUCAACAAUUGCCCGGGGAGAGAAGUGGCAGACCGCUGCUACCAAGUUUCCCGGCUUGUCUCGCUGAACACCUACGAACCGCCGACAAUUGAGAUGGUCAUCCUGAGAUUCCUCGAUUCGGUGUAUCACAUAGUAUCAGGUCGACUAGGCGCUCACGCCGCAAGUUGGGGAGAAGCAUUACAGCUCGGUGUAUCUUUGGGCAUACAUCGUGAAGCCAGUUAUGCUGGGCUAGAUCCAAUAAGUGCCGAAGUCCGAAGAAGGAUGUUUGGUUUGUUAUUCACAUCUGACAAGGCUGCAGCUUGCUUGAGAGAUCGGCCAAUAUUCCUCCCAACGGAAGAUUGCGACACGCUCAUGCCGAAAGCAGUGGACGACGAGUAUAUCACUCGUACAGAAUAUCGUACUUUUCCGGUCUAUGAGACUUCCACGAUUGCAGGAUUCAAUAUCGCUACAAGGGUCUUUGGGAUCAUCGGAGAAACUCUUUUGCUACAACGUACUGUCCGGCGUCAGUCCCCUCUUGCGCCGGAGGACAUACUAGCCAGACUCAGACGAGUCAAAGCCAUUUCCGAGGAUCUUGCAGAAGUCUUGAUCGACAUCCCUGCCGCUCUGAGGUUGGCAGACACCCCAGCUCCCUUGCAGUUACGAACCAAUACUCAGGAUUGGGGUCAAGAUAUCUUUGCUCAAUUGGAUUUGUACUUUGCCCAACCUGAGUCGUCUCGAUCAAUCGCCAAAGAAUCAUUUUUGGUGCUCAAAGGGAAUAUAUACGUCACACACGCUUUGGCAAGAUUCGCGCUCAUCGGCUGUAGGGAUGAGAUUAUGGGGCAAACAAACUCGCUAGGCGGCGUUACUCGGACUGCUACAGAGACGAUCGUCACAUAUUUGUACGAUACUCUGGAUCGAUAUGAGACCGUCAUUGUAGAUCUGCUCAAGGCGUUACACAGUAUACCAGUACAAAGUCUCGCAGUCAAUGGACCGUCACUAGUCAACAAGAUCCGAUAUGUCGCCGUAUCCCUCUUGGACGCUUUGGAUGCCAACAACCCAGUCAGCCCAGAGGGGGCGUACUUGCUUGAUUUCUUAGCCAUCUUAUCGGAGAUUGAACAGACUCUAUAAUACCUUUACAUAUUGCUUCGAAAGUCACGCCGAGAGAAAGCUUUGAUGUACGCGUGAUGACUCGCGUGGGUUAUAUGUACUAUUAUGCAUAUCAACUUGCUGUCUUACAUGUAACGUGCAGCAAGGCUACGAAGUACG
Cryptococcus deneoformans JEC21 is the source of this 1968-nucleotide messenger RNA. RefSeq names its product expressed protein. Lineage: Eukaryota; Fungi; Basidiomycota; Tremellomycetes; Tremellales; Cryptococcaceae. The record is from RefSeq and is a predicted model, not a curated record. The coding region runs from base 94 to 1830 and encodes 578 amino acids. The transcript has 19 exons. Gene Ontology annotation, biological process: regulation of DNA-templated transcription; DNA-templated transcription. Gene Ontology annotation, molecular function: zinc ion binding; DNA-binding transcription factor activity, RNA polymerase II-specific; DNA binding.